UGGCUUGGGGAGGGGGAGUGGGGAGAGGAGGUGUUUGCUUUUCUCCGCAGGACCGGCUCGCUUUGCAGCUCAGUGUCUGGGUACGAGGCUCACACACCCCCACACACACAGACGAGGGUACACCACGGCUUUGGCUCCCUGAGCAUCUUCUUCCUGCCUCCCACAGCCAAAACAAGCCCUCUGCUUCCAUCGCCACCCCCGCCAGAAAAAAGUUUGCAAAUCUUCCCCUCCCCUCUCCUCUCCUCUCCUCUGCUCUCCAGCGAUGGCAAAUUUCUUCCUGGCCAAGAGCUCGCGAGCCCCUUGUGCAGGGGCAGCCUGGACUGGGAAAGGCAGCGCUGGGAAAGACUGAGUCCCUUUUGCACGGGGUGUGUGCGAGGAGGGAGGCUAGGGCUCAGCUCGCCUCUCUGGUCAGUUUCAUCCUUGGGAUCGCUGGUCAAUUUCAUCCCCGGGGUCGCUGGUCAAUUUCAUCCCCGGGGUCGCUGGUCAAUUUCAUCCCCGGGAGAACUGGUCCUUUUGCAUCCCCGGGAGAACUGGUCCUUCUGCAUCCCUGGGAGAUCCGCUCCAUUUCCAUCCCCGGGAUUGCAGACCGGCUCCUUUGCUCCCCAUCCAGCUCCCCCUCCUCCCAGCCCGCUGGACAGCUUGCUCCCGGUGGGAAGGUGGAGGAAUGCAUCUCCUGUGGCGGGACGGAUCCGUGCUGCAAUGAGAUCUGAGUGAGACUUGAAGAUAUUGAUACCAGGAGUUGUGUGCUUCAGCCGUAACACCAACAGUAAAUUGCUACAGGUUGGCUAUAGAUCUAGUGCGAGAAGAUGGCCAUCCACUGGAAGCCCUGCUUCUUUGUCCUUACACUGCUUCCUCUGGUCGUGGCAGUGCACUCAGACUGCGUCUUCAAAAAAGAGCAAGAGGCGUGUCUGGAGAAAAUCAGAAGAGCGACUGUGCUGAAUCCCAUGAAUGAUUCCUCCCCAGGAUGCGCAGGGAUGUGGGAUAAUAUUACAUGCUGGAAGCCUGCGAGUGUGGGUGAAAUCGUCUUUGUCAAGUGUCCUGCAUUCUUCAGAAUUAUUAACUUUGAAGAUGGUUGGGAAGUGGAUAACAUGGCGCAAACACACACAGGGGACAUCAGCAGAAAUUGCACAGAAGACGGUUGGUCUGAACCCUUCCCUCAUUACUACGAUGCCUGCUUUGAUGAGAAUUUCACCGACCCUGUAAACCAGGACUACUACUACCUGUCUGUGAAGGCCCUGUACACAGUUGGAUAUAGCACUUCUCUUGUUUCCCUCACCAUGGCGAUGGUUAUCCUAUGUCGUUUCAGGAAGCUUCACUGUACCCGCAACUUCAUCCACAUGAAUCUCUUUGUCUCAUUUAUUCUGCGAGCAAUAUCAGUCUUCAUUAAAGAUGGGGUCCUGUAUGCUGAACAGGAUAGCAGCCACUGUUUUGUCUCUACUGUGGAGUGCAAGGCGGUGAUGGUCUUUUUCCACUAUUGUGUCAUGUCUAAUUAUUUCUGGCUGUUCAUCGAGGGACUGUAUCUUUUCACCUUGCUGGUGGAGACUUUUUUUCCAGAAAGGAGAUAUUUCUACUGGUACACCAUCAUUGGCUGGGGCACGCCUACAAUUUGUGUCACUGUCUGGGCUGUGCUGCGCCUUCACUUUGACGACAACGGCUGCUGGGACAUGAACGAUAACACAGCCUUGUGGUGGGUCAUCAAGGGUCCUGUGGUUGGAUCAAUAAUGAUAAACUUUGUUCUCUUCAUUGGCAUAAUUGUUAUACUCGUGCAGAAACUCCAGUCGCCUGAUAUUGGGGGCAAUGAAUCCAGCAUUUACUUCAGCUGCGUUCAGAAAUGCUACUGUAAGCCUAAGAGGGCUAACCAGCACUCUUGCAAGAUGUCAGAACUAUCCACCAUUACCCUGAGGCUGGCUCGCUCCACGCUGCUGCUGAUCCCCUUGUUCGGAAUUCACUACACUGUGUUCGCCUUUUCUCCUGAAAAUGUCAGCAAGCGGGAGAGACUUGUGUUUGAACUGGGGCUGGGAUCUUUCCAGGGCUUUGUUGUUGCUGUUCUCUAUUGCUUCCUGAACGGGGAGUUUCUCCCUAAAGGUGCAAUCAGAAAUAAAGAGGAAAUGGAGGAGCUGGAAAGUCAACCGGUAUUUUGCUGUGGAUUUCAAACAUCGCCAUCCCUCUCUGGCGAGCAGCGGAGUGAACGGGGGGACGCAACUCUCCAUUCUGAGCAAGAGCAGCUCUCAGAUUCGGAUGUCCAGCAUAAAUGCGGAGAAUCUAGCGACCUGAGCAACUAAAAAGCAAGCCGACAGUCCAACCAAAAAACCCGCCCCUUAAAAAAGAAAAGAAAAAAAAAUCAUAGUUUUGGUGGUGUGGAUUUUCUUUUCAUUGUUUUUUACGUUGUUCAAAAGCAUGAAAUAAAAUGCCCCUGACAUUUUGAAGAGGAGAGGGGGGAGGGGAAGGGGGGGGGAAAGAAAAAAAAAAACCACAAUAUUUUUUUAAUGAUCACUGUAAAUACAUGACAGAGUCCCAUCAUUCUUGAUGACAACACUAGGCCAUGCCCACCCAUCUCUCCAUGCUCCUGAGCACCUGCACAUGAUCCAUAGUUGGCCAAAGUGUAACAAGUGAUUGCUGUGCAGUUGUGAUCAUUGGCUGCCCUUCUGGUUUAAAUCUGUGACUGGACGUUGUCAUGGUUAUCCUGCUUUGUUUCGUUCUGUUCUUUUUCCAAUCAAGUGCAUCUUAACCACACCUCAUCCCCAUCUUUGGAUGUGCAAGACAUUUUCAGUGCGCCUUCUUUGAGUCUUAAGCUAGAGUUAUGAAGCGUGGGCUGGUAUUGCCGGCAAGUUCAGGAAAGACUCUGGAAAUGGAUUUCCUGGCUGGGCUUGGUCAGAAGCAGCCAGUGGAUUUGAUCGUCUGCUGGGGUUAAGCGAGACGACGUAGCUGUCACCAUUCAAGAGAGAGGGAAAUUCCGGACAGCAAAGACGAGAGUGAGAUCAUUUGGUGCAACUACGUGAAACAUAGCUGCUGGCAUUCAGCAGAGAGGACUUCAGGUCGCAGAGAUGGGGGUCUGUUCUUUUUUCCCCCUCUUCCACCGAAUGUUUUAGGGAAUGUGUAUGUUCUAGGCAAACUGUGAAUUUUCUAAAAGGGCCGUACUUUUGAGAUAUAUCUAUAUUUUUGGAGUGGAUUGUUUGGAUCUUUGGAUAAUGUGAAAAGAAAAAAAACAAAAGAUUUUAUUUCCCAUGGUAAAGGGCAAAGGUCACUUCCAGUAUGUGCACCUCCUCUAGAUUCCCCAGGAACCCCUGCAUCCACGUGCGUCCCGUGGCACUGCUUUUGAUAGUGGCGUGACACAUCUUACAUAAAGUGUGAUAGAUCUCCUGGUGCCAGUAUUGGGACUCAAAUUUGCCAGCACAAGAGGCCCCAUGGAGGUCUGGCAUGGCAAGUCUCGGAAGGUAAAUGUCAUCAAUGGUGGUUGAACACUUAGGCUGAACAAUGGGAUGCUCCUAAAAGGAAUGGUAGACUUCAGGUGAUUGGUCAUACAUGACAGUUUCUUCUGUCAAUGGAUACUCCUGUUUUUUUGUUUGACAAUAGAUAUCAUCAAUGCCUUUGCUUAAAAAGAAAAAGUCCUUUCCAACUUUGCCUUGUAGUUAGAGCCAAGACUGGUAUCUAUCUACUUCAGUCAAAUGUCAAUGAUGUCAAUUCUCAAAGAGCCUUUAUGCAGUGCAUAAAGACUUGAAAGACUGUAAAUGCUCUUACUUCAUUAUGGAUUUAUGAACUGAUAAAAACUAUAUAUAAAAACGAGAUAUAUAUAUAUAUAUACAUAUAUAUAUGUAUGUGUGUGUGUAUGUGAGUAUUAAAACGCAAAUAUGACCUUUUAAAUAAGAAGGUGUGAGCUCAAGCUAACAACAACCAGGAAAGUCAAAAUUUUAAGGCCAGUCCUCCUUUCUUCAUUAAAAUAUUUGUGCAAAAGGAAGUUAUGCACACAAAAGUUCAGAGUCAGCUAAAAUUUUAGCUUUCCUGGGUUUUUUUGUUAGCUUAGGUUAAAAACUUUUAACGUCGUUUUGAGUCUAGAUUUCUUUUAAUAAUAGUUUCCUUGUUUUUAAAAGGAAAACAUAUCAUGUGAACUGAUGAGAGUUUUAAUAAUGACACAUAACAAUCAUAUUGUGCUUUUGGGGGCGUAGCCUGCUCUCAGUUACAGUGGUGAGCACCUGCAGUGAUAUUAGUUGCAUUAGGGCAUCCAUACCAAAAUCCAUUGAGUAAACAGGAGUUCACAGUAAGCGAAUAGCUGAAGGAUCAUCCCUUAUAACACAUUAUCGUCUCUGUAAGGGUUGAAAUCACCCUUCUACAGAGAGCCAGCGAAGGGUCUAUUUAAGCUGAUUUUGAGGUCGUAAGUUGGCCUUGCACAAUUCAUGAAUGUAUUGGCAGCCCUCGGUAUUAAGCAGACCCUCCCUGAGAGCAGAAUUUGGCCUUCUCUGUUGCACUGAGCAAAAAUGACACAAGUAUUUUUAUGUGAUAGAUUGGAAUUUCCUCUGUCAUUAGAUGCCACAACUGGCUAUUUUAGUGAUUUCCCAAUAACUCACAUAAUCAUGACGAGAGGCGGGCACUGAAGAGGGGAAGGGUACAUUCAGAUCUCUUGGGUAAAUGUAUACUUAUAAUUUUUUUUUUUUUAAGAAAAUGAUCUAAUAUUAAAGGAAGAGAUGAGAUUUAGUUUUGUAUUUUCUGUAGUAUGGGCUUUCACAAAGUUAAUACUGACCAUAGUGUAUGUGUCUGAUUUAAGAAAUACAUAGAUGAUGAAAAAAAGGCAUAUUUUGCAUGCAUGGCCACUGGCCCGUUUGCAAUUCUCGAUCAGUUAUAAAUUUCUGAAACAACCGUUUAUCCAUUGCCACUGGGUGGAAAAUGUUUUGUGCCAUGUUUCUGUCCAAAGCAAAAAUUCUCUUCUUGGCCAUCCUAAAAUCCUCUUCGAUUUGAGCUGGUGGGUCUCAGUCCAGUGCCUUGUGGACAAGUGUCCAUAUCACAGAAUCCCCCCUCAACAGUGGCACGUAUGGGAAGCCAGAUCCUCAGCUGAUGUCAAUUGGGCAUAACAUCACCAGUGUCCAUGAUACCAUGCCAAUUUAAACAGGGGAGGAUCUGGCUUUAUUGCAUUUUUUUUUAUUUUAAAUUUUUUUUGGCAGUCUCACCAAGAGAAGCCAAAUGAGACUGAACUCGCCUUGGGAUUCCUGGAGCCCAGGCUCAGGAGCAAGGCCAGUUGAUGGGACAUUGCAUUUGAAGCUUGCGCUGUUUCUGUAUAUGCUGUAUUUGUUCAGUGGCCAGAGAAAGGACUUUAGUCUUCAAGAUUGUCAAUCCAAUACCUUUCACCAGCACUGAAUUUAUUAGAAGAGAUUAUAUAGCUCUAUAUUUAAUAUGUAGUAUAUUCUAUAAACUACACCCGAACCCCUUCUCUUAGGGUUUUCUACUGGAAGUGCUGACAUACUCAUAUAGUCUGGCAUUCACCUGGCCACUCUAACACUCGGUGUUACUCGAAAGAUCAUACUUCAAGUGUAUAUAGUUACUUAAACAAGGACUCUAAUGCCAUUGUGUAGAGUAUGCUCUUGGAUAUCUUUAUGUUGAAUGUAUGCUGAAGAUGCUGGAUUUGUAUAGUCACCACUUCUAGUGACCAUCGUUUCUAAACUUCAGGAUGGAAGGAACCAAAAGACAGACAUGCUUCAAAGUGUGUGUAAAUAUCUAUUUGAGCGUAACAGUGCUUGGGGGGAGGAGGGGGGUUGUAUUUUUUUUUCUCACUGUGAAGUAUAUUUUGGCGUUAGAAAGUAUAUGUUAUUAAAAGGUAAUUAAAAAAAAAAAAAGAAGUGUGUGCUGCUCCCUGAGCCAUUUUUACACUGUACCUAUCAAAUGUUUCCCACCCAGUUGCCUGGCUUCCUUCCUUGAUGUUGUAAAUAUAACAGAUCUUAUGUCCUGCGACCUUUGUGAGCGCACCCUGCAAUGGGGAUUGAUGACCGAGUGUGGAAAGGGUAGAGCUGGUCCAAGAGGCGUCUUAAAAUCCUGAAGUGGAAAGUCCCCUUUUAAAAAGUAGAGGGGUGAAAUUCAGUCGUGCUGGACACCUACACCUGCUUUUAAUCUCAGCUGGUGUUGUGGGUGCUUCUUGAUGCUAAAAAAUCAAACCUUGGCUUCGUGACAUAGCAAGGUCCUUUGUGGUCCUUGGCAGAGCAGAGUGGUGGUGGGGACUGGAGAUGUUAUGCCAGCUACUUGUGAGCUGAAGUGGGGAUCUUACCUGCCAUGGCCAGCUUUCAGCUGGAGGAACAGGCUCACCGCUGCACCUGCCCAGUGCUACAGUCUCCUCGGGGACUGGCGGUCUGGACCUACCCCUGCUAAAUCAGCACCUGGAACUGAUGCCCUGCUCACCCACCCCAAAAUACACUACCAGCACUUAGACACUUAAGUAAAAGUGACCCAAAUUUCAGAGGCACUAAGAAAGAAAUGGCAGGGUGUUUUGCCCAACUUCACUACUCACCGUUGAAAAUUUGGGUUUAAAAUUUCGGCAUAAUUUCAGCAAUAUUCAGGAAGGACUUUUCUUUUGGAAGUCUGCAGUGGUUUAGCAGAAGUAGCCUUGCUACUGGUCUCUCUUCUCCUAGCAGGAGAAUAGUUUAGAAGUGGUUACUAUAUAAAGUCUUGGAGAAAGCUUGGCUUCUUUCGUCAGGUGGCUCAAAAAAGCUUAUGCAUCUGUGAUGCAGUUAGUCUAGAAGGUGCAAACCUACCCUGCCUUCUGUAUGAAAGCUGUGAAAGCUGAAAACUUUCUGAUGAAGAAAGUAUCCUGGCAUGUCACAGCAUAAAGCAUGCAAUGCCAUUACUAACGGCUUACGGGCUGUUCUUUUCAAAGGGAACCAGUUCUGAAAGGCACUCAUGGGAGAGGGUCUCAGCAGCUCCCCGAGCCCUAAUGCUCUAGAUCAUUUGUAGCUGCCCCCCACCCAGAGAGCCUGACCCCGCAAAAAAUCCAGGUUUGACUGUGUUUCAUUUUUCUUCUAUGAGGGUUUUUCUGUGGAGGGGGUAUAAUGAGCAGGCUAGGGUUCACCUGGGAGAUCCAAGCCAUGGUCCCCUGACAGAAGGACAUCAAAUGCUCUUGGAUGCAACCAAUUAAAACUGAAAUUCUUGUUCUGUAUUUUGAAAGAUAUUCCUAGAGUGCCACUAUUGCUGACCAUUAUGGUGACAGGGCUGGACACAUUGUCCUUUGUCUUGCAAUCAUACAAGUUUUCUGGUUCCUCAAGUAUCUCCUAGGACUGGCAAGCUAUUGACAGUCCAGGGUGGAGGUGAGCAUAGAGCACAGCAGUUGAGUUGUGUUUUUAGCUGCAGCUAUCUGUGUAGAUCUUCAAAUGAGUAGCUAUGUGAUCUACGUCUAUCUGCUACAAAGGAGUAAAUGCCAAUAUACAGGAAAUGGACUGAACUCGUACAAAUUACACUGUCUGGACCUUACUGAGAUCCUUGUGCCUGAAGACUGCUUUUUCUGGAAAGUGGAGUAUAGCUGGGCUGUUUGUGGCUCUGGAAUAGUAUCUGUGCUCCAGGGAUGUAGGUUGGAGUAGCUUUACUCACACUAGGCAUGGCAGAGUUGCACCUUAUAGACUAACUCAGAGAUUCAUAAGGUUUCAAAAGCAACAGCUCACUUCUUCAGAUGCUAGGAAAGGCCUUUUAGGGAGCAGGCAUUCAACUAGAGUGCUUUAAAUAUAAAGGAUAGGGAAGGGUGGAGGAAAGAAGAAGAGCACUGCUUAGAGAGGCAAAGGUGGAUUGAAGAGAAAAACAGCAGUAAACCCAAAGGGGCAUGGCUUUUAAAAGCUAAUCCAAGUAAUGGGAUAAGAAUCCAGAGCCUCUAUUUAGAUCACACUUAACACAAUCCAGUAGGUGGAUUUUUUUUUUAUUUUUUUUUAAGUUCAGGCUGGAAGUUCGAGCAUUGCUGUGCAAGGACAGGUACUCUGACAUCUGCAAUCGAAUGUCCAGGGAGGUUACAGGAUCUGCCCUAGUCUUGUGUGUCUUUCUGGGCUCGAUGUUCAUUCAUUCUUACAUGAAGAGAUUGUCCAGUUUGUUCAAUGUAGACAGCACAGGGUCGCUGUGAGCAGUUGAUGCUUUAUGUGACAUUGAUAAAGGAUAAGAUGAAUGAACCCCAAAUAUGUCAUAUUGUUGCUGUAUACCCGUGUCCCCCGCAGUUGUUGUCUACUAAUUUAUAUUUUGAGUUUUAGCUACUGAAGGAGCAUUAUUAAUAUAUUUGAUGGGGCUUACUCUACAUGCAAGUGGCGUUUCAUACCACACUGGCUUGGCCUAAUUUCUUGAUGUCAUUGGGGGACUCCUUAUAUGAAAAGUGGCACAAUCAGGACUAUGGAUUUUUUUUAAAUCCACAUUUUAAACACGCAGCCUGUCAAAUGAAAGAGUUGCAAGGAAAUUACCUGCUUUCUAUGUUAUUCUACAAUAGAAAUAUACCAACAAUGGAUGAAAUUAUACCUUUGUGUGUGCAUUAACAGCUUCAAUGGGAAGUUGCCUCAUAGAGACUGAAAAAAUUAACCAGUGACCCCCAAACAAAACAAAGCAAUAAAGACCGUACACAUUUUUGGCAGAAAUGAAAGCUGGACAGGCCACAUCCUCAGCUAUUAAAAGGCAGUGGGUGUGUCUACACGUGUAGUUACACAUGCCUAAACUUAAUGCACCUUUGUUUAAAGUGAUUUGGGCAUGUGUGCACAUGUAGAUGCACUAAUGCACAUUAAGACGCACUAAAUUUAGGCUGUCAUAGCUAAGUCACAUCAGUGCACGUGUAGCCACACUAAUGCGCAUUAACACGGUGUGCAUCCAUUGACUGGAACAUUAGACUUGUAGGGCUCUUCCAAGUCAUCAAAUCCAGGCCUCUGCUGUUGCUGGCAACUGCACUAUAUAAUCUCUUACAAAAAACAGAUCAACCAUCAACUUAAUAAUAGUUGGGGGUUGCCCAGACUAGUCCUACUGAACUUGGAAUGUAGUAGCAGAGGGGCUCAGCUAUCCUGAUCUGGAUGCAAAUGCCCUUUUUUUCAAAGCUUCACUCUGGGUUUGUGUAAAGAGUGUUGUCCAUUGUUCCUACUAUGAAUUAGGUACCUGAUCAAUCAGGCCAGAGAGCCAAAAGAGGCUGGAUGUGAUGCUAGUCAAAGUACUUCUUUUGGGGAUACCUGGGUAUAGAAAGUAGUGCUUCUUCACCAUGCUCCGCCAGUAUGCAGUAGCUUGGUCAAUUUAAAUAUAGCAUUGUUCUUUAUCUAAAAUAGCACUUCUUCCUCCCUGGAAGGCGGGCAGACUAUGGACAGAACCAGCGUACAUGCCCAAAUGGGAGGUAUAACCACACUUUCAGAUUCUAUUUCACCCUCUUGUGGAAUAGACUAGCCCUGUAUAGCAACUGCUGGAGACAAACGGAUGAGGGAUCCCCCACAUGUUUUAACCCUAGAUCCUAGUGAUUAGAGCAGGUAGAGAACAAGGUGCUAAAUCCCUUAACUCAGAGGGAGUUUGAACUCACCCAUAGGCCAUAAAAUAGGCCUUAUCCAGUAUCCUCUCCAUCAUUGCUCUUGAAGCUGUUCCCCUGGUCAACCAAGAGAGGCAGAUAUGUGGUACCAUGUGGAGAAGAAACCAAAUGGCAUGUGGCUCAGUGCGUUGGAUACUGUUCUGGAUGGAAAAGGCCCAUGGGGUCCAGCCUGAUGAGGCAGUAACUCCAAAAGAGGCAGUAACUUCCCCACUGCUCUCCAUCCAUUUUAUUCAAUGCAAAGUGCAGUGGCUCAGCUUCAAAAGGAAGGUUGAAGAUGGUGUUGGAUGGUGCCCGAACACCAUAUGUGGUGUUGGAGCCAUUUGCUGCAAUGGACAUUCAAACGCUGGCUGUGUUAGAAUCUGGGUUGCCUGGUCUCUGGGCUAAUGCCCUAAUCAGGCAAAAAUACAGGAGAAAAAGCUCCCCACUCUACCCCAUACCUCCUCCUUGCCUUUCAAACAUCCAGUAGUCAUUGGGUUUUGCCUGGCUACAAUUUCAGAACUCACCCAGCCCUAUAUGCAUACCUGGUCGUGCAUAUACCACAGUGUCCCAUCAGAGCUACCUCCUACUGAGUAUGCCCAUUAAGCGUGCAGACAUUUGAGUGUCCAGAGAUGAAUCUGUGCAAGUGCUAUAAACAGUACUUAUACAUCUACAUAAUUCCCGUUUAGGGGCCUAACGUGAAAUGAAUUCCACCCUACAUGUCUGUUUUGAUUGAGCCACCCAGGCAAAGCAAAGAGGAAUCAAAUGAUUGGAAAGGCAGUACAGUUUUUAAGCAGUGUUUGUUUCACUUCCAUUGUUAACGGCAGGAAUUAGGAUAUUGUAAGAUUGUAAAUAACAGACACUGAUGAAAAACUAUUGAUAAAACAAGAACAUUAACCCGUAGCAGUGAAUUAAACAAGCGGAAGUGGUCAGACAAGGGCAAAAAGUUGGAUCACAAACUCAGCUGCCCAGCUUUUGAAAGGGUUCAGAUUUGAACCAAUUGUUGAGCUACCCUGGCUUUGGUUUCAGGGUGAAUGUGAAACCCCAGGAGGCUCAUUUGAGUUUCCUAGGGUGGUCACAGUCAAUAUCUUAUAAGACUAAAUUGUUCUUUAUGAUGUCCAACCAAGGUAGGUAGUUUCCCUUUCCUAAAAUGUCCAUCAGUCAAGCUGGUAGAAAUAUCCCUAGGAUAGCUUGUGAGUUGUCAAGCCUGGGGGCGUCUGAAUCUAGCCAAUAGAACCAUAGAAAAUGAGGGUUGAAGGGACCUCAGGAAGUCACGUCUAGUCCAACCCCCUGCUCCCAGCAGGACCAGCCCCAAUUAGCUCAUCCAAGCCAAGGUCUUAAAAACUUCCAAGGAUGGAGACUCCACCACCUCUCUGGGUAACCUGUUCCAGUGCGUUACUACCCUCCUAGUGAGAACAUUUUUCCUAAUAUCUAACCUAAACUUCCCUUGCUGCAACUUGAAACCAUUGCUCCUUCUUCUGUCAUCUGCCACACUGAAACAGUCCAGCUCCAUCCUCUUUCGAACCCAGCUUGAAUGCUAUUCAAUCCCCCUUCCAUUUUCUCUUCUCCAGACUAAAUAAGCCCAAUUCUCUCAGCCUGUCCUCACAAAUCAUGUCCCCCAGCCCCCAAACCAUUUUUGUUACCCUGCACUGGACUCUCUCCAACUUGUCCACAUCCUUUCUAUAGUGGGGGGCCCAUAAUUGGACACAGGCCUCCAGAUGUAGCCUCAUCAGUGCAGAAUAGAGAGGGGCAAAGUGAACUUUAAAACCUGGCACCUGACUUAUAUGACUCUAUAACCCAAUGUUAGCUGCCAUCUCUCUACCAGAAAGAAAGUGCAGAGGGGUUGGGGAUCCCAGCAAAGAACAAAGGAAAUGAAGGGAACCAGACCAUCAUCUAAAAUGACAGCCCCUCUGUUUAAUUUGCAUCAUCGCAAUGUAGGUUUUGUUUUGCUCUUGUUUGCAUCGAAUAAAAUAUAAAACACAAAAACUGCUUGAUACUUGAGCUCUCUCUUGAGCUUUGCUGCCUCAAGUAGGUCUCCCCAUUAAUGCCAUGCCCCUCACUUCUCUUUUUUUUUUUUUUUUUAUAGUGGCAACACAAGUGAAGAUAGUUCAAAGCCAUACCCCAGGCUGCAUCCUGCUAAAGGAAGUUGCAGCCCAUGAUUUAAUGUCUAGGGGGCUGAUUAGAACAGAAUCAAAAUGCCACAGUGGCUUCUUUCUUAGGGCUGUCUGUUAGGUUUAAGUGAUUUUUUUUUUUUAUAUAUAUACUAUUUCACUCCUUUAUUCAAUGUUGGGAGGGUGGUGGAGUUGAUCCUAUGCUUCGCCUACUUCCUUAAUAAAGAGAGAAGGUGCUUCUUCUGCAGUCUUAAAAAUCUUGAUUACAAGUGAACAUACAUCUUACAUGUUUUUUAGGUAACUGAAAAGUGAGUAAGUCCUUCAUGGUAUUUUUUAGGGCUGUUUUUACCUGUCUGACUAGAUACUGCCAUUCCAUAAAUUGCUAGACACCUCAGGACUCAACUUUGAGCUGGCCUUCUGCUACUGCUGUUUGCAAGUCUCCAGCUCCUCAUAUCUUCUCUUGAUGACUGUCUCCUACUUCCACUGUGUUUUGUGCUGUUAAAUUUCCCAUUCACUGAUGUUUCAACACUGAAAUCUAGAAAACCUGUUUGCACUGGGUCUGAUUUCUCCUAGGAAGGUUAUUGCUGUUCAUUAGAGCUGGACAAAUGUUUGCCAAAACUUUAUAUUUUCAUUGAAAGGUGAGGGGAAAAAAAUGUUGAUAUUGUUUUUUAAUCAAACAAAGAGAAAAAUGACAAAAUAGCUGUUUUCUUUCUCUUGGUCUCUGACACGAGUUGUGUCCAGCCUUUGCCAGUUCACACAUUUAAAGACCAGACCUAAAAACUCUCCCUCACCCUGUUCUACUGUUAUAGUCCCCAACCCCACCACUGUCCCCCAUCCAUUUCCUGGUUCUAGGCAUGUGAAGUUUUGCUCUGUUCAGGGAUUUUCAGAAAAGCAGUGGGUCAUGGGUAGGUGUUUGAAGUAACCCACAGCUUUCUAAAUCCCAAGAGAUCCCAACAAGCCAAAGUGAUGCACCUCAUUUACUGUAUACGCGCAAUGCCCUUUAUAAAAUGUUUCCUUCAGUCUUGUGCCAGCAUUGACAUCUUUAUUAUUAUUUCUAUCAUGGCAGUGACCAGUCUCCAGCAAAAAAGUCUAGGUGAGGACAUGUAAAAAUAGUAAGGGCUUGGGUACAUGAAUAAAUUACCAUGAAGCCAAAGACAAUGGGGCUUUUCCAAGCAUCAGCUGCUCUGUGCUAAUGACCUGAAUGCAUGCUUUUACCUUGCGGUAAGUGCAGCUUAAAAAGGACUAAGUUACAAUGGGUAUGGCACUGUGGAGUAAGAGUAGUUACAGUGGGUAUGGUACUAUGGAGUAAGAGUAGACACAUGGCCAAUUGGCACACCACAAAUGACAUGUAGGAAAGCCCCACUCUCCUUGGCUUCACUAUCUUGUUCCACAGCUGAUGCCUUAAGAGAUCAUGCCUGAAUCAAAGUGAGCACAAUCUAACAAGAUAAUAAAAAUAUUGUUAUCAUUCCCACUUUACAGAUGAGUGGCUAAAGCAUGGAAAGAUCCAUAGGCUUUCCAAGGUCCCACAGGAUGUCUUCUGAAUCUGGGACUUGAUUUCUUGAGUUCUAGUCCACCAUUAGCUUAUUCAACCUGUGAUCCUCUCCAUGAUAGGUAGGGUGUGCUUUCAUAAGCAAGAAGAAUAUCUAUAUUGCCUAACUUUGUUGAGUGACUCAGUCUGAAGCUCCUUCAAGUCAGCUCUCACACUGUGCUUGCUUUCUUUUCCUUCUUUUUUUUUUCUGAGCCACCUGCACACAGAGAGAUGUUUGCAAUCUUCAGAAAGCACUUGAAAUGAGACUAUUCCCAGGGCAUUUUGUCUAAAGCAGUGCCACGAGGAACAAAAGAAAACCUUUCUCCCUGAAUGUCUCAGAAGAAAUGGUGGCUUUACAUCUCCAGUGGUCUUGCCCAACCAUCUAAACUGGUUAUGAAAACCAUAAGAUCUUCCAUGAAAUUUUGCUCAUUUUGAGAAACAAACCCAAACCAAAGUCAUUAAAAAAAACUGGAUUUCAAAACUCCUAGUCACUGUGUUUAUUUUUCAUCAUCAUCCUUUUAUCAUGCAUCUCAGGUAUUGCACUUUUGGGUCCUCACCAGCACUGAAGGAUGUCAAGAUAUCACUGGAAAAAUUGCCCUCAUAAAAAUUCUUGCCAUGCCCUUGAGCACUGAAAAAAGGAUCCUCACCUUCACUAGGAGAUGCACAGAUUGGUGAUUCCAAACAGUAAAAGUGGGGCAAUUCAGAGCAAUGUCUGAACAUCUAGCUAACCCUUGACCUCUGAGCUAUGCUGCUAUCCCUGUCCAACAUGGGGAGAAGCCCUGUCUGGCCAUAUAUAAGUGUUCUAGGGUGAGCACAGGACCAUAUCUGAAUGGUCAUUCAGCAGAAGCCCAGCAGUUGCUUUCCUGAGGAGCAUCUAACCUAGGCCUACCACUAGAUUUUUGUAGUCCCUUCAAAUGCAAGCUGAGUGCAGCAGUAAAUAGUAUGUCUCAUGCUGUAAAGUGAUAAGAAAGGUAUAUCAAACCCAGUGGAUCCCAUGAGCCCCUCAAAACUAUCCAGCCAUGGGAUAGUCAGAAAGCUGGGCCCUUGCUCAGCCUCUCCUUCUCUGCUCUGCCACUGAAGUAUACUUUUAAAAGGACCUAUGAGUGGUGGAGCUAUAGCAUGGGAAAAAAUGUGCCCUGGGCAGCUGUCUCUCACCCUUCACCACUUCUUUGUGCCUACCUUCUUGCUCCCAGGCUCAGGAAGAGCAGCAAGCAGGGCGCCGCACAGUACAAGGCACUCUGGGAUAUGCACUCCUCCAGACUGGCAGUGGAAUUUGCUGCUGGGCGGAAAUUUCAACCCACAUUUUUUGCUGCUGAAGCCCAUGUCCAGAGGUCAAAAAAAGUGCUGAAUUGAGUACAAAAUCGUAGUGGUCAGUUCUCCAUGCCCCGCCUCCCCCCAACCACCCCACUAUACCCCGGCAGCAGCAAUUUCACUGCUGCUCUGCAAAGCUACUAUUCUCAAAAAUGCCAUGUGUUCUGUGACACACACGGCAUGUCUACACAUGCUUUUGCGUGUGCUUAAAUUUAACGAGCAUUUACUUAAUGCGCUUUAAAGUGAUUUAGGCCCAUGACUACACAUGCACAUGCUAAGGUGCAUUAACGUGGUGUGCGGACUGAUUUGGGACUCAAGUCAGUUCCAAGUCAAUCGACAUACACAAUGUUAAUAUGGCUAAUGCAUCUACAUGUGCAUUAAGGUGCUUUAGCGAUUCACACCUAAAUUUGAUACUUGCUUUUGCAGACUGGGGCACAUGCCUCACUCACCCAACCCAUGUUACAUUACAUUACUGAAGCUACUGACAAAUGGUACACACCGGGUUAUGCUGUCAAGUGGAGCUGGAGAUGGUGUCUGGCCAGUGAGCUGUGUGUGUCAGCUAUGCCAAGAGUUGUGUUUGGCACAGCCUGUCAUGAAUAAGAGUUCUCAGUUAUAUGUUCCUGGGCCCAGAACCAAACCUUUAGUGAAUACAGCCAGGAUCGUACCCUCUAUUUUUACCCACUUCAGGCACACACAAUGGGCUGUGGAUUGUGCCUACUAUAACAGUGAGUGGUCAACUGAGUGGUGCAUGCAGUGACACCUAAUGAUGCGCUCGUGUGCAGCUCCACGUGUCUUUGUUCUAGAGCUAAGUUCGGUUAAAUGCAUAUUGCACCUUCUGUAUGGCAAUCCUGUAGCAGAACCUGACCAGUGUGCCAGAGGUUGAACUUGCGCAUUUUUCAUUUGGAUAUUCUCUUUUUGCCAUUUUCUUCCUUUUGUCUUGUGGGGGGGGGGGGGGCGGUCAUCCUUGUGAAGAAUUAAUGUGCGAUAUGAACUUUACUGUGUCUGUCAGUAAUUUAAGUAAUCUGGGCCUCUGUGGAUGCCUGUUUCAAUGAACCUGACCACAGGACAGGAGUCUCCCAAUGUCAUUCUGUACCUGUAUAAUCUGUAGAAACAAGCCUUUGUGUCUUCAUUUGCUCUCCUGACUUCUUGUCAUUACAGUGGCAAUACAACAUGCUGCAACUCUGCAAAGAGCUGUGCCGUGCUGAUGUGCGUAAAGCUAUAUUUUGGCUUUUGACGGGGUCACCAUAUGAAUUUAUCAGCCCUUUGGGUCUAAUAGUGACACUUUUUUGUCACAAUUGGUAAUGGGAUCUGGGUCACUGAAUUUUGUUAUGAAGUGAAAACACACAGCUGUUAACUGCUGCUUACUAGACUAAUCUUGAUUUUGUGUUCUGAGAAACAGUACUGGAUUUUAACAUGUAUACUGCUGGAAAUGACACAAUAAAUGUAUUCUCAUUUU
This is a messenger RNA of Alligator mississippiensis (American alligator), 15878 nucleotides long. It is a transcript of the gene ADCYAP1R1, whose product is annotated as ADCYAP receptor type I. Gene Ontology annotation, biological process: adenylate cyclase-modulating G protein-coupled receptor signaling pathway; cell surface receptor signaling pathway. The transcript has 16 exons. Lineage: Eukaryota; Metazoa; Chordata; Crocodylia; Alligatoridae. The record is from RefSeq and is a predicted model, not a curated record. Gene Ontology annotation, cellular component: neuron projection; plasma membrane. Gene Ontology annotation, molecular function: G protein-coupled peptide receptor activity; vasoactive intestinal polypeptide receptor activity; peptide hormone binding. The coding region runs from base 807 to 2282 and encodes 491 amino acids.